Molecule: messenger RNA, 1438 nt
Organism: Aedes albopictus (Asian tiger mosquito)
Lineage: Eukaryota; Metazoa; Arthropoda; Insecta; Diptera; Culicidae
Exons: 3
Coding region: 844-1176 (110 amino acids)
Source: RefSeq, a predicted model, not a curated record
ACGAACGGCUUAAGCUUCAAAACAACCAACAAAUCGCACACCGAUGCUUACAAACAGUCGAACCGCGCAACAAGAAACAUCGCACCGCACGCUACCGGUUUGCCGGAUCGGAUCGGGAACUACUCCUCCUCGUCGUGAACCUCCUCCAACGUACGCUACAACGGAACGGUGCUCAUCGGCAAAUCGAAAGGCCAGAAACGAUCGAAAUAACUCGUCCAGCAGGAAGUGAUAUGUUUUUUGGUAUUUUUUACGAGCCAGUAACCUUCUUGCAUUCAUUUCCUCGUGAAUUGCGCGGAUAGCAUGCUUUGGGCGCCAGUACGGUGCAUUCGCGAAAGGGAAUUGAAUCAAGCAGUGCAUUCGUCGCAUACUUUUGGCGUGCAGUAGGGCAGUGCAGUGUGUGCUCGUUCGUAUUAUCUCAUCGAAAUCGAGGCUAGCGCAGACAAGUGCAUCGUGCAUGUUGUACAUGCGGUAGAUUAAUAAAAAAACAACACCACUUCAGUUGCAUUUGGAGGAAAAGUGCAUCGUACCUUGUGAGACCGCUGAGAACGGCUGUAAUUUCUUACGCCAGUGUGUUAUGCGAGUAUUAACCAGUGCCUAAGCUAUAGUCCCAGCCUCGCGCAGCUCGUAGUUGUUUGGUUUGUUUUGCUGGCUGGCGGUUAUGUCGAAAGUGGUGAGCAAGAGUUAGUCGAACUCUAAAGUUCUACGAAAACGGAUGUUUGUACGGAGCGAUUGAAGUGAAGGCCACUCUGCGGCGGGCGAUCGAUUUCCAAAACGGUAUUGAGUGCUAUUCGUUGUGCUUUUUCGUCGGUGCCAAAUACCUGUGAUAGGUGUCAUCUAGUGAAAAUGAAUAAAUCUGUGAUAAUUGUAAGCGUCUUGCUCGUUUUGGCAAACAUCCAGACCCCUCCAGUGGAAGCCACAGUUUUGCGGCUAAUCACCGAAGCGCUCCAAAACAACAUCGCCGGCAUUCCGUUGAUUCACAAAACCGAAGAAUUCGACUUCGACCCGGAAGUUAGCAAAAAGCGAAGAGAAUUGUACUACGAGCAACACGGAUAUCGAGGAGAGAAGGCCAUCGAGCGGUUGGGACUCGGAAUCGACGGCAAGCACCGGGAACGGGCAGCCCAGCAGCGAGCACGUGACGAAGGACAUCUGAAUGGGUUGAACGAUCAUCAGCCUUGAGAGUUCGGAACAGUCAGCAGUGGCACGAUGGUGAGAUGAGACGUUGUUGACGUCCCUCGUCGUCCAACCACGGAGUGAACGGAGAGUCUGCAAAUGAUAGGAGUGUGUGCGGUUUGGUUCUGGUUGCCCAAUGAUGAUACCCCCAGUGCUGUUUUAGUCGUACUUGUUGUCGGUUUUAUGCACAUGUUUUAGAUGGCGAGAAUUUGAGAUAUAGAGCCGCAGUUGUUGCAAUAUACGUUGCGUGUAUGUAAGAUGUAUUGAA